GUCACCCUCACAACGCACCUUCCAUUCCGGCAUCCAGAUCUGCUCCAAGUCAAAUCGGAACCGACGGCAAAUAUGAUAUUCCUGCGUCACUUGCGUUUAACCUGUCCGACCGCAUUUUCACCAAUCACAUUGUUCAAACAACGCGGUUUCUUCCGCCCACCGUCUAUAAUAUUCCUCUCUCCUCUACCCACCGUUUCCGCCGAUUGAGCUGCUGUUACUGUUGCCCACAUCGCCGCCUCCAGUCGUCACCGACUCGCCGGCUGACAGUUCGACUUUCUGUCGCCAUGGAUGGAGCUCCCUGUCGCAUUCCUCUCCUCAUCUCCCUCCUCCUCGCUCUUAUUUUACCUUCCAUGGCGGAGAUCAAGACCCUAGAGAUCUCAGAUGACUCCCGGUCGAUUAUCCUGUUUGAGAAGUUCGGAUUCAGUCUAAAGGGCACCGUCAACAUCAAUAUAUCGGGCGUCUCUGUCGCCUCCGCCUCCUCCGCCCUCGCCGCCGACCAGUCCAACUUCGGAUUCUUCCUCAUCUCCGACGAGAGCCUCAUACAGGCCGCCUACGACACGCAGCAGAAUCCUGACUCCAACUCCUACCCCGAUUGCAUCCUAAUGAGCCCUUACGUCUAUCUCCUCUUCAACUUUUUGAAGCUUUCCCCACCGCCUCCCAGCGGCGCUUACAGCGACUCCUUCAACGCCCCCCGUCCCGACGAAUACAGCCUCUACUUCGCCAAUUGCAACCCCGGUUCCGCGGUCACGAUGGCGAUCCACACGGAGAUGUACAACACCCGUCGCGACAACACCCGAGACUACCUGUCGGUCGGCCAGUCCCCGGUGCCAUCGAUCUACACUUUCUUCGCAGUCGCCUACGCUGCCUUCCUGGCCGUAUGGAUCUACCUCACUCUGUUCCAGAAUCGGCUCUCCUCCCAUCAGAUCCACCACUUGAUGGCCGGGCUUCUUCUCUCCAAGGCUCUCUACCUCGUAUUCGCCGCCGAGGACCAGCACUACAUCCGGAAGACCGGCACCCCUCAUGGGUGGGACGUCCCUUUCUACAUCUUCCAGGUCCUCAAAGGCGUCCUCUUGUUCACGGUCAUCGUCCUCAUAGGCACCGGCUGGUCCUUCCUCAAGCCCUUCCUGCAGGAACGCGAGAAGAAGGUUAUCAUGAUCGUGAUCCCGCUCCAGAUCGUUGCUAACAUCGCGUCGGUUGUGAUCGGCGAGACUGGGCCGUUCAUCAAGGACUGGGUCACCUGGAACCAGGUUUUCCUUCUCAUCGAUAUCAUCUGCUGCUGUGCCAUUCUGUUCCCCAUCAUCUGGUCGAUAAGGUCUCUGCGAGAGACGUCCAAGACUGACGGGAAGGCCGCGAGGAACCUCACGAAGCUCACUUUAUUCCGGCAAUUCUACAUUGUCGUGAUUGGAUACCUUUACUUCACCAGGAUCGUUGUCUUUGCUUUGAAGACGAUCGCGUCCUACAAAUACCGGUGGGUGAGCGUGGCUGCCGAGGAGACCGUGGGCCUUAUUUUCUAUUUAUUCAUGUUCUACAUGUUCCGGCCAGUAGAGAGAAAUCAGUACUUUGCGAUCGACGAUGAAGAGGAAGAAGCUGCAGAAUUAGCUCUUCGUGAGGAAGAAUUCGAACUCUGAUUGGCAAUAGCAAGGAGAUAUGAUUUUUUUUUCACACUUCUUGGUUUGAUGUUUACUGAUCUCUGAUAGUGCUCUUGCUAUAGGCUAAAAGAGAACCAAAAAAAAAAAAACUGUAAGGUAUUGUACCCUCAUUUCUUAUGAUUGCCACUUGCAUUGUUUUCCAUACCUUUGUCAUCAUAUACUUGGUUCUCAAGUGCUGUGUAUGAAGUUAGAUGUUAUCUUCAGAAGUUCUAUGCUAUUAUGGAUGAACAUUUAUGGAGUUC
Zingiber officinale is the source of this 1891-nucleotide messenger RNA. RefSeq names its product protein CANDIDATE G-PROTEIN COUPLED RECEPTOR 7-like. Bases 285 to 1628 code for a protein of 447 amino acids. The record is from RefSeq and is a predicted model, not a curated record. Gene Ontology annotation, biological process: transport. Gene Ontology annotation, cellular component: Golgi apparatus; membrane. The transcript has a single exon. NCBI's taxonomy places the organism in Eukaryota, Viridiplantae, Streptophyta, Magnoliopsida, Zingiberales, Zingiberaceae.